Molecule: messenger RNA, 2046 nt
Organism: Ornithodoros turicata
Lineage: Eukaryota; Metazoa; Arthropoda; Arachnida; Ixodida; Argasidae
Product: GA-binding protein subunit beta-1-like
Exons: 12
Coding region: 471-1985 (504 amino acids)
Biological process (GO): positive regulation of transcription by RNA polymerase II
Cellular component (GO): nucleus
Molecular function (GO): protein binding; transcription cis-regulatory region binding
Source: RefSeq, a predicted model, not a curated record
GCUCUUCCGUUUUCCUGUUUACAAUGGCGUCCCUCCCGCGUUGAUCAAAAUUUGAGGACACAAUUUGAUUCUCGUUGCUCCAUUGCCAUGUUUUUUCAAUUUAUGUCUGUAGUUGUCACUGUGUCCCUGCGGUCUUGGCCUAACCUGGUUCUCCAUCUUGGACAUUCUGUCGCUGAUGAUUUCAUACGCCGAUCAUGAACUUCGAGAUAUCACCUCUAAAGAAGCUUGAUGUGUUACUAUGCAGACAGUGGCAUUUAAUUACAUAAUUAUCAUGUCGCGUUUAUUUCUUAGCCCUAACAUGGACAUUUAUCACAGACCCCGUAGCUUGAUCAUAUUCGUCCGGAAAUAAAAACGCAGGGAACCAAGCACCGCUGCUGCCCACACUUUACUUUCGCUUCUUUCAUUUUGUCCUCAUCUGCAUUAGGUGAAUUUUGAAAUCUCUGGAUGUUUCGCCGUACGCAUCUGGAAAAAUGGAGAUAUCAUUGCCACUGCAGCUUGUGCCCCAGCCUGCCUUGUCCCUCGUGGAUCUUGGCAAACAGUUAUUGGAAGCUGCCAAAAAUGGGGAAACUGAAGAGGUGCGUCAACUUAUGACAAGUGGAGCACCCUUCACAACAGAUUGGCUGGGAACAUCGCCACUUCACAUGGCAGCACAGUUUGGACAUGUCCAGACUGCUGAGGUGCUUCUACGCGCGGGCAUUAGUCGUGACGCACGGACUAAGGUUGACCGAACACCGCUGCAUGUUGCAGCUCAGGAAGGCCAUAUGGACCUUGUAGAGCUUCUUCUCAAACACUCAGCUGAUGUUGAUGCUAAAGACAUGCUCAGAAUGACUCCACUGCAUUGGGCAGUGGAAAGGGGUCACGUAAACGUCAUAAAUUGCUUGCUGCGAUGGGGUGCGGACGUCGGUGCAUGCAGCAAAUUUGACAAGUCACCGCUGGAUGUUGCCUUGGACAAUGAUAGAGCAGACCUGGCACAAGUUCUUCACGACCACAUGAAUAACCCGACUCCGCGUGUGAAACCAGUUGUGGAGCAGACCUUCUCACUGGCAGUGUCAUCGAUACCUGCAAAGACUUCAACGUCGAUUGCCGUUGCACCGAGGACUGUCAAAACAACUCCCAUGACUGUUACAAUCACUACAAGUGGUGCUGGAGCAGCAGGGUCACCAACCAAGGCAGGGGCUACACGCAAUAUCUACAUCCAGCCCAAAGGACCUAAGAUAUUGAGGACUGUUGGGGCACAGCCUGUCAAGCCUGCAGCCAAUGCUGCUACAAUGGAAGAAAGUACUAGCCAAGGUAGCCCAUCUGUCCUUGCCACACUGGCAGCACUUGCUGAAGCAACUGCCCCAAAUACAACCCUCACAUCAACAGAAGCUGUACAGUGGCUAGAGACUCACGGGAUCACCAUGCUACCAACUGACAACUCUACAAUAGUGGCAUCUGCCUUGGAAGGGGGACAGACAAUCUCAUUAACCGAUGCAGGAAAACUGGCUCUAAACUGGGUAAAAGUUAAAGACCAACAAGGAGCAACAGGUGAAGUUGUGAGCUCUGAUGCAUCUCUGGGAAAUGCAGUCGCCAACGCUGCUGGACAGAACGUGAUUGCAAUUGUAGCGGAUGAGUCUCAGAUACCAUCACUUGUCACUGGCGGAAGUCAGCCUCCAUUUGUUGUUGUUUCAAGCAGCACAUUAAAAAGUGCAGAAGGAAAGAACUCUCAUGUAAUCAUAAAAACACCAGGGGAGAGUGCAGCAAAGCGGCCAAGGAAGGCGUCUGUGUCUGAAAAGGUGAACGGAAAAGUCUCGAGUACUUCUGAGCCAAAGACGGGUGGUGAUCGGGAGAAAGACAUGCUUCAGCGGGAACUAGAGGCACUUCGGAAACAAGCUGAACUCUACAAAGCCCAGCUUCAACAGAAAGAGCAUGAAGCUGAACAGUACAAGAAAGAGCUUGAGCAAAUGAAAACAGUCAUUACAGACACUUCCAUCCAGGAUGGCUAGGUGAUCCCAUCACACUAAUGUACAUAUUGUAGCAUUUUUGUAAUAAAACACUGCGUGUGGA